Molecule: messenger RNA, 1053 nt
Organism: Botrytis cinerea B05.10
Lineage: Eukaryota; Fungi; Ascomycota; Leotiomycetes; Helotiales; Sclerotiniaceae
Exons: 4
Coding region: 240-749 (169 amino acids)
Cellular component (GO): endoplasmic reticulum
Source: RefSeq, a predicted model, not a curated record
GAUGAGUCUCAUUUUCACAUACAGUCACGUGACCGCGACCAUGCUGUACCUCGCGUGAUGAUUUCCUCAAUCCUCGAGAUAUUUCAACACUCAACGGGGUCGAGUAUCAAAGUCUUAAUUGUCAACCUUCGAAACUCUCAAAAGAAGAACAAAACAGAUUCCAGACACUCGUUGAAGGAAAACUACACACCAGCAUACCUGCACACUCAUUCAAUCAAAACUUCAACACGGUAUUCAAAAUGGCAUCUUCAAUUCUCGACCGCAAAUUGGAUCUUCUCUACUUGAUCUAUUUCUUCUUGCAUAUUCCGGUUAUGUUCUUAAUGGAUCUCCAAUCUCUCUACCCCGCCUCUCUCACCCCAUCAUUCUUGACCGCCAUCAAAGAUUUCCACAUCGCCAACUACAACGAUUUAUUCUUCGUUUCACCACCCAUUUAUUUCAAUCUAUUUGUUUGGUUGGAAUGUUUGAUUCAUUUACCUGUUAGCUUUUGGGCUAUUAGAGGAUUAUUGAAAGAUUCACCUCGUAUCCCUUUAAUACUCCUUCCCUACGCUCUCGAAACCUUCCUCACCACCCUAGUCUGCAUGCACGAAUACGUCUACUGGCCCAUCCCUCGCUAUCAAAAGAUUGAUUUGACUAAACUCUAUGGACCAUACAUUAUGUUGUCAAUGGUAAUGGCUAUCGAUAUGUUCAUCCGUCUUUGGCGUGUCGUUUCCGCUUCCUCCGUCGCAAAGAAAGGAAAAAAGAACAUCUAAACUUUCUUUCUUCUCGGAACCUCAAUCAUCAAUCUUUCAGUCAGGUAGCCAGUCAUUCAAAAGAACAAACGGACAACAAACUCAUCCUCACUCCAAAAAGCACAAAAUGAUACCCCAAGGGAAAGAAAUUUUCUUUCUUAUGGCAAGUUUGUUAUGAAGGUUUUUGUUGAUUGAGAAUCGAGGAUCGAGAUCGAGAACCUUCAGUCAGGUUUGAUUAGAAAAGUUUAUUUCAGAGUAGAUUACAUUACAUAGUAUUCUAGAAUUCUGAGUAUAAAAAUAUACACACAUAUAUCAUAUCGUAUCA